Parathielavia appendiculata is the source of this 2306-nucleotide messenger RNA. RefSeq lists its product as uncharacterized. The coding region runs from base 162 to 2006 and encodes 614 amino acids. The transcript has 2 exons. Lineage: Eukaryota; Fungi; Ascomycota; Sordariomycetes; Sordariales; Chaetomiaceae. Gene Ontology annotation, cellular component: MUB1-RAD6-UBR2 ubiquitin ligase complex. Gene Ontology annotation, biological process: establishment or maintenance of cell polarity; ubiquitin-dependent protein catabolic process. The record is from RefSeq and is a predicted model, not a curated record.
AGGGUUAACAGAGCUGGAAUUCGGAAUAGACACGGCAACUAAUCUCUGCCGCCCCGAUCGCGCCGCGACACGCCGAUCGGAUUACCUCGACGCCUUUCUCUUUGCUCCCCGACCCCUCUCCUGUCUUGUGCCUACCCUAUUUCUUGUUGGGGCAAGCCGAGAUGAGGGAAGCCAACUUCAGCAUACCCAAUGUCAACAAGGCGUCGGUGGGCAUCACCACGGCCUUGUAUGACCGACGCGCCCUCGACUGCACCUCGACUCUUCCAUUGAUUAAUUCCCUAAACCACCUCGCCUAUCUCACCACCUCUUCGGCUAGAAUCCGCGACAUCCUUACCGUCGAUGGCGGCAUCGAAAGACUGGUCUGCAUUUUAAAGGAGGGACGGAGCAAGGAUAUGAUGGACAUGUGGAAGUGGAACCUGGCCUUUCAAUGCGUGGUCAACAUAGGGGUUAGGGGCACGGAGGCUGUCCGGACUCGGGUCGUCGAGGCCGAUAUGGUUCCCGUCAUUGCGACCAUCCUCGACAACUACAUCAAAGUCAUUGAGCGGGUCCGGGAAAAGGCAGAGGAGGCCAAGCAAAAGGAUCAUUACCGGCACCGGAUUGGCGGGAGCAGCCGCGCGCACAAGUCGUCGAGUUUCUCAUCUAGGUCGGGGACCUUGGAUGUUGACCAACGAACUUUCCGCAGGCAAGCUCCACCCCCUUCGAUUGAUGUGUCCGCGGCGCUGGCCGGGCCAUCCACAGCAUUGGUCCAUUCCGGUGCUGACCCAACGCCAACUGCUCCGCAAUUCCAAGUGACGCCUCCAGCCGAGAGAACUCCCCUGACCGCCCACCGUCACCAUCAUCAUUCCAUCCCCUCCCCUGGCCCUCAGACAGCCCAGCCGCUCGCACCCAUCGUGCCGUCAAUGGAAGCUGCCGAUGGCUUCGUCAGACCCAUCCGAGACACCGAUCGUCUCGGUGGCAUACUGCCAUUCUCCCGCUCCGCCAUUACCUCGCAGCCAGCUUCUCCCACGACGCCUUUACCGCCUCCGCAACUUCGGUCUCCGACUGUACGACCCACAUCAAUGCUGGCCGGGACAUCCCGGCCGCGGAGGCGGCCUUCAAUCCGCCAUCAACACUCCACUGCUGCCGAGCCAGAUGACAUGAACACGGAUAGUAUCACCUCGGAAGACUCACCUGACGCCGAGAUGUCAGGGACGGGCGACCUGCAACCCGAGGUCGGGGGUCCGGAUAUCACGGUGGAAGAUAGCGAUAGCAUCAUGGCAGGUGGCGCGAUCGACCUAACGACUCCAACUGCCUCCGAGACCCAGGACGCGGGGACCUUCAACAUUACUCACCAAGGCCCAGUGGAUGGCAGCGUCGACACCAACAACACGCCGACGCCCGUGCCAGCCAUGGGCUUGUCUCCAAACAGGCCAACUUUAGUGAGCCCGCCGCAGCCAGCGCUACCUAACGCCAGCGUCCCACGUUAUCUGCUCGACCGUCAAUUCAACCCGAACCCACAAUUGCUCGCCGCGAUGCCGAGGGAAGAAGACGUCUUGAUGUCGCUGCAGCUUCUUGCGUACGUUUCCAAGUACUGCAACCUGAGGAAAUAUUUUCAGAGGACCCACCUCGUUCCCAAGCUCAAGAUUGGCAAGGAGAUUCAGCUUCUCGACGGCGCCGACCCAACUGCCCUCGAGGCCGAGCUGGAGCAGGAGGAGGAGGCGGCUGAGGAGGAGUACUGCCUGCCCAACGACCUGAACAUUUUCCCACUUGUGGAGAAGUUCACGGUUAGGUACCAUAGCACCGAUAUGCAAUAUUGGGCCGGCGUGGUCAUGAGGAACCUGUGCCGCAAGGAUGACACGCGGGGCGGGAUCCGACAGUGCGCCUACUACCAGUGCGGCAAGUGGGAAGAGUUCACGAGGCAGUUUGCGAAGUGCCGCCGCUGCCGACGGACCAAGUACUGCAGCAAGGAGUGCCAGAAGAGCGCCUGGGCUUUCCACCGUCACUGGUGCAUUGCUGCGCAGCAAUAAUGUUCUUUUCCUCUUGGGGGCGGCGCUUGACUGCAGUAAGGGGAAUGAUGACAUGGUCACUUUAUUGAUACCCCUUUCUGGUUUUCAUCUGAACCUCCUGCUGCACCUCCUGGGACACAUACAACACAGUCUCCUCCAGUCUUUCCAUAAUAUCGACCUAGGUGCUACUGGCCGAACCAAAACGCCGUUUCCUCUCAGUGGACGCUUCGGCACAGUUGAGCGGCGGCAGCAUGGCCAAGUACAGCACAGCAUGACGAAGCACAGCACAGCAUAUCAUCUUUCUCCCGUCCCUCUCUGUCU